UCUUCUCAUUCUUCAAAUCAUGGAUUGUUUCAUCAACCGGAAUUUAAUUUAUCGCGUCCUGCCCCACUUGAAAGAUCUGUUUCUCCAUUUGAAAUAUCAAGAUCAACUAAAUUUGAACAACAACAAAAUCAAACCAGUUCUCCGAUAAAUGAUUUAUUUCAUAAUGCUCUGAAUUAUGAAAAUACUUUCAAAACUUCCCCUAAAAGAAAACCAAAUAUUAACGUACCUAAUUUUGUGGAGAUUUUCCAAGAACAAAUCGAUCUAAGAUUAGCUUCUUCAAAUAAUCCAACUGCGGUUAUGGAAUUGGAUUUGGAUGGUAAUAUACGAUACUUGAGUAGAAAUUGGGAAGUUAUAGUUGGUACCAAUAUUAAAAAAUUGGUUGGCAAAUCGAUUUCUAAUAUCUUAAUUGGUAAUAGCGAAGAUGAUCUAAAAGUUUUCAAUAACGCUAUUGAUCAAAUGGUUAAGGAUGAUGUUUCCUAUAAAGUUAAAUUUAUAACUGCAACUAAUGAUCUGGUUAAAGCUUCAGAUAUUGAAAAUUCUUCUCAAAAUGAGUCUAACUCUGAUACUGAUGAUUAUUUUGGCUCUAAUGCAAACACUCCACAAAUGCCGAGAGAUUUUGAUAUAACCCUUAGUUCUGAUGAUCAAUCCAGCUCAUUAAGCUCAAAAGUUUCAAAUAAUGGAGAAGUUAUUGAAUUGGAAGCUCAAGGAAUUUUGAUUCAUGACCCAAAAACUAAACUACCAUCUCAUUCAAUAUGGACAAUAAAACCUUUUGCUUAUAUCGAUUUGGACUUAACAAUUCCAGAAAGCUUAAUUAACCUUUUAGGAUUCGGUUCAGAAAUAUUUGAAGGCUAUUUGUUUAAUUUGAAAGAAAUGGGUAUCACUGAUGAAGAGAGUGUUCCUCAACCAAAAUCUAUUCUAUGUAGAAUUUGUGAAAGUAAUAUCCCUGCUUGGUUUAUUGAAAAACAUAGUGAUUUAUGUAUUGUGGAAUAUCGUAUUAAUGAGGAGCUACAAAAUUGUCAUGAUGCUAUUGCUGACCAACGUCAAUUAAUUAUGAAAAUUACAGAAAGUCUAUGGUUUCAACAAUAUGACUCUAAUCCCUCUCCGAAUACUUCUGGGAAGAUUUUAGGUUUAGGUGUCAAUAGUUCAAAUUCUGAAACUUCUAGUGGACCUAAUAGCUCAGGAUUCUCUACCCCAACUUCAUCAAAUAGCUCGAUUCUGGACAUUUCGGCUUCUUCUUCUUCAACUAAUGGAUUGAUUGACGAUUAUAAAGGUAUUCCAUUACCUUCUAUGUCUCUUCAUGAUUCACAACCCACAAGUGGCUCAUCACCUAGAUUAUCAAGUCACUCACUAAUCAAAAAUACUUCAUCUGUUCAAUCAAUACUACAAUCGAAAAAAUUUCCCUUUGGUAUCCUCAGAAGAUUACUAGAAUUAUGUGAUGAAGCUUUACAAAUUAAUCCAGCUGAGAAAUUAGAAGAUAAUGGUAUUUUACAAUUUUCUCCAAAUACUGAAAAGGCAAUUAGCUCCGUGGCGAAUUGGAGGGUAUUUGAUACAAAUGACUUAGCCCUUAAAACCAUGAUUGAAGAUACUAAAUCUUUAGUGAAUGAUAAAAUCGAUACUUUAUCAAGAUUAAUUUCAAUUUUACAGUAUAGUGAUAAAAUAAAAGCAGAAGUGGAUGAAUUAGUUUUAGAGACUGUCCAGUCAACUGUUCAAAGAAUAAGGGAACAAAUACGUAUUAAUGAACAACAACUGCAAUCACUGCUUUAUCAUAGAACCUCUGCUUCAAGCCAAAGUCGUAAUUCUAAUGAUCAAACUUUGUCUGAACCGAUUAAUUUAUCACCAACUCCUUCUAAUCCUAACUCUACUUUAAUCCACUCACCUCAACCAUCAAGGACUAGAAGUCCUUCGGCAAAGCUAAUCAAUGAAUCAUUCGAAAGUUCAAGUAAGGCAGCUACCUCAAUUACCCCUAAAGAUAUUUUAUUGAGAGGAAGAACAACACCAGUUGAAAUUCCUAGGGGUGGAUCAAAUGCUUCUAUUUCUUCGAGAGCUUCAUCUAUAUCAGCACAUAAUUCAAGGCAUGAUUCUAGGGACUUAAAUUUAAUAGAUUCAUUCAAUGAUUUGGAACUACUGAAAAAGUCAUCUGAAGCAAUUUCGAAUAAUUCAUCUUUUUCUUCCCCUAGAAGACAUUUAUCGCCAGCUCCUUAUGUUGAGAAACAGAAUUUGUCAUCAUUUCAACGAAAUCCCAAUUCAAGGUUUGAAGCAUCUUCACCUAUGGCUUCGCCUUCUUUGCAACACCUUGAUGUGACUAAUGACUCUUUACCUCAAGCCCCACCUUCUAUUCAGUAUAGCUUGCUGGAGAAGCGAACUAACUCAGGUGGAAGUGUCACAUCAUCCAGUGCUAAUAACAAUGUUCACCAUUUAUCGAUCAAUACUGGUCCGAAUAGUAAAAACCCUAGCGCCAAACCCCCCUUGUCGCCAUUGUUAGUCUCUCUGACUCCUCCAUCGAAACCUUCGGUUGGUAGUAUUAAGGAUUAUGAAGUUCUAAAGGCUAUAAGUAAAGGUGCAUUUGGUUCGGUAUUUUUAGCCAAAAAGAAAGUAACAGGUGAUUAUGUCGCUAUAAAGUGUUUGAAGAAAAGAGAUAUGAUUGCAAAAAAUCAAAUUUUAAAUGUCAAAUCUGAACGUGCGGUAAUGAUGAAACAAACUGAUUCCCCUUAUGUUGCACAAUUGUAUUGCAGUUUCCAAACUAGAGACUAUCUUUACUUAGUGAUGGAGUAUUUGAAUGGUGGUGAUUGUUCUACGUUAUUAAAAGUUUUGGGAACCUUAGGUAAUGAAUGGGCUAAAAGAUAUAUUGCCGAAGUUGUUGUUGGUAUCGACGAUCUUCAUAGAAGAGGUAUUAUUCAUCGUGAUUUGAAACCAGAUAACUUAUUAAUCGAUAGUAAGGGACAUUUAAAGUUAACAGAUUUUGGUUUAUCAAGAAUUGGAGUAUUAGGGAGACAAACAAGACAACAUCGUAAAAGCUCUACAUCUGAACAUGGAAUUGAGAUUUUCAGAAAAAGUCUCGGAACAAGCCAAAAUCAACCUAAUCAAAGUCCCUUGGCUAAUUUUUCAGGUGCAAGUAGCGGAAUCGAUUCUCCUCUGUUGGACGUCUUUUCUAAUCAAAUUCACAAUCAUAAGAGAAACAAUUCCGUGACUCCAUUUUCAUUAUCACCAACUCUAGAACAUACCAAAUUAGCUUCCUCAAAUUCUGCAUUCCAACAGCUGCAACUUCAACAAUUACUGUCAAAUCAUUCACACUCUCACCCUGGUUCCAACUCCGGAUAUGGUGGUGGAAGUGGUAGAACGGGAUCAGGCUCAAGUGGUUUAGAAUCACCCCUGUUAAAGCCACAAUUACCAAGAACCUCAUCUGAAUCAUCAUUUGCCAUAAUCGACGAUGACUUCCAAGUGAGUCCAUCGCAGCAUCCUAAUACCAUUACCUCAUUUGCAUUAUUUGAUCCGGCCAAAGACGAAGAUAACAAUGAGAUCAAGAAAUUCGUUGGUACUCCAGAUUAUUUAUCGCCUGAGACUAUUGACGGCUCGAAUCAAGGGGAACAUUCUGACUGGUGGUCCGUUGGAUGUAUAUUGUUUGAAUUUAUCUUUGGAUAUCCGCCCUUUCAUGCUGAUACCCCUGACAAGGUUUUCAAAAAUAUUUUGUCAGGUGAGAUCGAUUGGCCACCAUUGAGCCCUGAAGAGGAACUGGAAAUUUGCCCUGCAACUGCCAAAGAUUUGAUUAAAAAACUUUUGACUUUAGAUCCAGAAGAACGAUUAGGUUAUAACGGAGCAGAUGAAAUAAAAUCACACCCUUACUUCAAAGAAAUUGAUUGGUUAAGUUUAUAUGAUGAAGAACCUUCGUUCAUUCCAACUUUGGACGACCCAGAAUCUACAGAUUAUUUUGAUUCAAGGGGUGCUGAUAUAUCGCACUUUCCUAAGGAUGAUUUUGAAGAAGAGACCAUGAAUAUGGUAAAUACCAGACAAGAAAGUAAUAGCUCAAUUAGUACAGGAAAACGGGAAAGAAGAGGUAGUAAGUUGGCAGAAACAGGAGAAUUUGGGUCGUUUCAUUUCCGUAACUUGAAUGUUUUGGAAAAGGCUAAUAAGGAUGUGAUUAACAGAUUGAAGAAUGAACAUUUAGAGCAUCGAAACAGUUAUUCGUCUUCUUCGUCAGAAUCUACCACUAGAUCGAGAGGUUAUUCGUUUAAUGGAUCCACAAAUCCUGGUAGCCCAUUCAAAAGGCCUGUUUCACCGGUGUCUACUUUGAAUCGUGCACCAUCGCCAUCCAAAGGAGAAGGGUUAUCAGCGACAAAUUUGAAUUCUACGGUCAGUCGACAUGAGAGAGUUGGGUCAGCAGUAAGUACCUAUUCAAGUGGUGAUGAAUUUCCAUUUGAAGUAGUUUUCAAUAAAUCGGUUAACGAUUUGAAUUCACCAUCUAGUUCUGACACCGAAGAUACGAAAUCAUCAGCUCUAUUAAGAGUAAGAAAACGAAGAGAAACAAUGAACAAUACCUCUGGAUCCUCGAUAUCUUCGGGUACUCUGGGACAGACUUUUAAUCAUUCGGGUAAUGUGUUGAGUAAUGAAUUGGAUGUAUUAUAUUGUGAACCAAUACCAAUUGUACGUCAUACGAUUAGUCGAUUAUUAGAAAAAUUAGGAUGUAUAGUUGUGUCUGUUAGCGAUGGGGAUGAAUUAAUUAGAAGGGCUACAAGUCAAGUUAAAUUUGAUCUUAUAUUUACUGCAUUGAAAAUAUCAAAAGUUGAUUCUAUUGAUGCAGUUAAGUUAAUCAAAUACACUACUGGUAUAAAUUGUGAGACUCCAUUAAUUGCCUUAACUGGAUUUGCUAAAGAAGCUAUUCAGCUGGGAGUUUUUGAUGAUGUUUUAGAGAAGCCGAUUGAUUUAAAUUCUUUAAAACAAUGCAUCACCAAGUAUCGAAAUGAA
This is a messenger RNA of Hyphopichia burtonii NRRL Y-1933, 4959 nucleotides long. RefSeq names its product protein kinase (gene RIM15). Gene Ontology annotation, cellular component: cytoplasm; nucleus. Gene Ontology annotation, molecular function: ATP binding; protein serine/threonine kinase activity. Gene Ontology annotation, biological process: phosphorelay signal transduction system; peptidyl-serine phosphorylation. The annotation marks the transcript as partial. NCBI's taxonomy places the organism in Eukaryota, Fungi, Ascomycota, Pichiomycetes, Serinales, Debaryomycetaceae. The transcript is spliced from 9 exons. The record is from RefSeq and is a predicted model, not a curated record.